Molecule: messenger RNA, 813 nt
Organism: Didymodactylos carnosus
Lineage: Eukaryota; Metazoa; Rotifera; Eurotatoria; Philodinida; Philodinidae
Source: the annotation of a GenBank genome assembly
AUGUAUAAGCGUUUUGGUGGACUUGAUCAAGAAAAGAAUAUUUAUGAAUCAUAUUUUAUUGUUUUGGAUACUGUUGAACAAUGUCUAGCCAAUACAAACAAUAUGGGCACAAGUCGUUUGGAUGAAGCAAUUUAUGUGAAUAAAUUAUUGCCUGGUGUUUGCAAAUUAUUAAAUGUGGUUGGCGAUGGUGUAACGGUACAACAUGUUCGACAAUUAGCAUCUCAUAUUUUAUUCGCACUAAGUGUCAACAAUUUUAGUACACUGUUUUCAAAAGUUGUUUCACGUCUAGAAUGUUUGAUUGCAUCUGGUGACGAAACAUGUGAAGCUGGUGAUUUGAAUUUAAUCCAACAUAUGAAUGUUGAUAUGAGCAAAUUAACAAGACUUUUAAAUGAGGAAGUACAAAAAUGGAGAUUAUUGAAGAAAAUACAUCAUAUUGAACUUGUUAAAAGUGUGGAAAAAGCUAUAUGGAAUUGGUUAGACACAUAUCCCGAAGAGUUUACAGAUUUACAAAAACGUCCGAGUGCAGAAUUAAGUGAUAAUUGUGAAAAAUUAUUUGAAUUAUUAGAUAUAUUUCAAGAGAAUAAUAAACGUAAAGUCCAAUAUAUAUGGCCUUUGCAAAUGAUGCUUUUAGUUUUAUGUCCCAUCAUUUUGGAAGAAUUAGUUUACUCUAUUGAAAAAGGUGGUCCAUGUUCAGAAGAACAUUUAAGAAAGCGUAAUUUUAUCGAUAAUCUUAAACGACAACUUCACUCCAAUGUUAAACAGCACAGAGAAGCAGCAGCUGUAAUCACAUUUGUUAAAUUAUGCAAAGCAUGA